UUUUAUUUGAUUUAUUUUUUAUUUUUGUUCCCUCUCCUUUUAAAGAGAAAGAAAGAGCCCAAUCUUCAAAAGCUCGGACUGUAAGAAAACACUUGUUCUGCUACUGAAAUUUUUUGUGCGUUUGAUUUUCAUUUCUCUGUGCCUUUCUUCUCCAUAGCUUAAAAAGUGGUCUCCGGAUCCUAGCAAACAUGGAUGGGGGAGCAGCUUACAAUCCUCGGACUGUGGAAGAGGUUUUCAGAGACUUUAAGGGCCGUCGUGCCGGAAUGAUUAGAGCUCUCACCGCCGAUGUCGAAGAAUUUUAUCAGCUUUGCGACCCUGAGAAGGAAAACCUCUGCCUCUAUGGGUUCCCUAAUGAACAGUGGGAAGUUAAUUUGCCUGCUGAGGAAGUACCUCCAGAACUUCCGGAACCAGCAUUGGGCAUUAACUUUGCUAGAGAUGGGAUGCAAGAAAAGGAUUGGCUAUCCCUUGUUGCUGUUCAUAGUGAUGCCUGGCUUCUUGCUGUGGCAUUCUAUUUUGGUGCUAGGUUUGGCUUUGAUAAAUCUGACAGGAAACGCCUUUUUACAAUGAUAAAUGAUCUACCCACAAUAUUUGAGGUUGUGACGGGAAGUGUGAAGAAACAGGGAAAAGACAAGUCAUCAGUUUCAAAUAACAGCAGCAACAAAUCCAAGAUGGGCCCAAGAGGGCGAGGUUCUGAAUCAAGCAAAUUGUCUAAGGGAUUGGCGAAAGAUGAGGACGAGGGACUGGAUGAAGAAGAUGAGGAGGAGCACGGGGAGACCUUAUGUGGGGCAUGCGGGGAGAAUUAUGCGUCGGACGAGUUCUGGAUAUGUUGUGACAUCUGCGAGAAGUGGUUUCAUGGCAAGUGUGUGAAGAUCACUCCUGCAAGGGCUGAACAUAUCAAGCAAUACAAAUGCCCCUCGUGCAGCAAUAAGAGAGCACGGCCCUGAUAAUGAUGGGUACCUAGUUAAUUUAUUCAUGGAGGAUUAAACUAACUUGUAGUCAGUUCAAUGUUAAUCCACGUUCCCACAGGGUAUGUACUAAAUGCGUUGGCUGGAACCUUGUUUAUUCGGAUAAUUUAUAGGCUAUUAAAAUGUAUUCUAUGUAAUUCCGAACUAGGAAACAUGGAUUGCUCUCUAUGUGCGAACCUGUCGUCAGUGGAGUGUGAAACAUUCUUAUUUAUCUUGUUUAAUUCGUUAAUUGGUUCUGAUCUUCUUCUUGCCCUGGGCUUCAGAACAUAAACAUCGUUCUCAUUUCCAAGGUAUGUUAACUUUACUUUGGUUUUCUUCUGGUUACUGGGUGAAAUGAGGUUGCUCAUUUCCGUCUUCCACCCUUCACUCUAAUGUGCCAAUUGUUAAGAUCCAAGUGUGUUUGGAUGAGGAUUUGACGAUGCUUUCUGGCAAUCUGAUAAUUGUCCAAGGCAAAAUUGACAGGUGAAAAAAGCAUUGUUGGAUGCUGUGGAAUCAUGCUCUGCGCAAAGAUGUUUGAGAUUCUGGUUUGUUAGUCUUCAGUAAUCAUAUCUGUUGUGGAUGGAGCUGGUGUGCUAUGCAUUCAUGGCAGAAGUACGAGAUAUGAGAAUGGCAAUGCCUAAUUCCUCGGUGGUUGAUGCAGCAGCACAUGAAACCAGGUCCAGAACAAUGCACAACCGAACCCUUGUUUUGGUUAUGUAAAUUUUACAACUCUCGGAAAUGAAGUUUUCUCUGAUGUUGAAAUCUAGUUAAGGUUGUAAAACACAAUAGUUUUUCAUCUUUCACGAUGAUUUCAAUUUCAUGAUAGGAGUUCAAUUUGAAACUAAACCAAUCAAUCGAAUGCAUUUUUAUUUAGUGAGGUAUCUACAUUUACUUCCUGACCAAUAACUCAUUUGUUCGUGAUCAUUCUGUUUAUCGAGUUUGACUUCUUAUGCAUCUGGUUUACUUUACCCUGAAGGUAGUAAGUUAAGCAACUUGGCAUUUGAUUGAUGGGGGAACUGGUAGCUGAGAAAUGCGUUAAAUACAUCAUAUCUGUUGAAAAGAAUGGAUGGUGCACACUGGGGGUUAACAGCACUGGAUAUUCUUGGAAAGUUAAAUACGGUGGAUGUUGAUUAGGCUGUUUCAUGGGUCUUGAAAGGCUAGCACGAUUCAGGUAAUGCGGACACAAGUUGAAUGAAAUUUCCUCUCUGCAUGCUUGCAGAUUAGAUGUGAACAUUGGCUCAUCUAUAACAAAAGAAGCGAACGAACGCCUGAUAUAUGUCGGUGGUUUCGCUGACAACAUUGGAUAUGAUUCACACUUAUCAGUUAGGUUCGUAUCACUUUUCUUCUUGGUGGUUUAACAAAUGUGGGUGAAAAUCAAAACUUUCUAACUUUGAGAAAGGUAUAUGUGGUUGAAUUAUGCAUAAGGUGGCUCGUUGAACUGUGUCAUACUAUAUAUGAAUGUAAAAGCAUGGGCGGUUUUAUUUUAGAAAAA
Messenger RNA from Benincasa hispida (wax gourd), 2436 nucleotides. The record is from RefSeq and is a predicted model, not a curated record. Lineage: Eukaryota; Viridiplantae; Streptophyta; Magnoliopsida; Cucurbitales; Cucurbitaceae.